AAUUGGGAAUUGAUUAUCUCAGCUUUGAAGGGCCUAUAAAUGCAGUUGAGGUGCUGUGAAAAAUUACAGUUUGCUUUGAAAGGCGAAGACAAAAUGAAGCUGACUCUGCUACUGAUCGUUUGCUGUUGCCUUUUUGGGCUGGCCUUUGGCAAUCAAAUUGUGGCGACCAAGCCACCAUUUAUUCGCAGUCGCUACAGUUUGCGCUGGCGUAAGACAACCACUGUGGCUCCCGAGGCAUCUACUGCAUCGGCCAUUAACGCCGUCACCACCACCACCCAUCAUCCCAAGUUGGCCACCUCAACUGCCAAUGCGGACUACGAUUAUUAUGGCAAUGGUGAGGCCGAAAAUGUGGUACACAAGUAAUGGCUAAGACAUUAACAACGAAAAUAUAUAACUAUAUAUAAAUAUACUUUUCAAACCAAAAGUUGUCCGAAAAUAACUCAACAAAAAGCCAUACUUUAUUUAGAGGAUGCAGCUAAAUUAUCAGAUUUAUAUUAUUAUAUACUUUAAAAUAUUCAAUUUUAUUUAUUUUUACCGUCAAUUGGACUACUAAAAUUAUGCGAAAAAUAAAAAUUAGAAUUGUUUCCAAUA
This is a messenger RNA of Drosophila gunungcola (fruit fly), 591 nucleotides long. RefSeq lists its product as uncharacterized. Lineage: Eukaryota; Metazoa; Arthropoda; Insecta; Diptera; Drosophilidae. The transcript has 2 exons. The coding region runs from base 40 to 363 and encodes 107 amino acids. The record is from RefSeq and is a predicted model, not a curated record.